CAUCUCUCUCUCUCUCUCUCUCUCUCUGAUUUUUGUUUAAAAUCUGGGAAUGCUCUCCCCGAGACACACACUUGGGACUUACCACAACACUUGAACUCAGCUGUAUACAUGUCGUAGUUCGAACCGGGAUCUGUAUCGCACCUCCAGUGCUCUCCCUUCUCAAAACUCAACUGGUGUAAAAUCACAAGAAUGGUUUAUACUUUACCGGGACUGAGAUUUCCGGUUGUUCCUUCAGUGUACAAGUCCUCGCAGUCGAGCUUCCAUGGUGAUCGUAGGACUGUUACUCUCUCCUUCUUCCAGAACAUGGACUCCAUUUCUCGCAGGAAGACCCUGGUUGGAAAAUUUUCCCAUGAUUCUGACUCCUCAUCUUCUGCUGUGGCUGCAUCUGAUAAAAUUCUUGUACCUGGAGAUCAAGAUGAUGCUUCAACUCUGACAGAUCAACUUGAAACUCCUGAAAUAACUUCACAGGAUCCACAGGCUCCUAAUAGCAUAGAGGAUCUAACCAUGAAAGAUGAUAACGAGGUUAAGGAUGAUGAAGCAGCUAGUGGUUUCAUAGAGGUUAAGGAUGGACUAGGUUCUGUUCCUUCAUCACUCGAAGAUGUUGAUGCCAAUGCUCCAGCAAAGACAUCAAAUUCUACAAAGGAGGAAGUUAAAAUAGGAGAUAAAAUUAAACGUAAGAUCAUUCCCCCACCAGGCACUGGACAGAAGAUAUAUGAAAUUGAUCCAUCUUUGCUAGGUUAUCGUAAGCAUCUUGACUUCCGUUUUGGGCAGUAUAAAAGAUUGCGUGCGGAAAUUGACAAGCAUGAAGGUGGUUUGGAAGCUUUUUCUCGUGGCUAUGAAAAAUUUGGUUUCACACGGAGGGCCACAGGCAUUACUUAUAGAGAGUGGGCACCUGGAGCUAAGUCAGCGGCAUUAAUUGGAGACUUCAACAAUUGGAAUCCAAAUGCAGAUGUAAUGACUCAGAAUGAAUUUGGUGUCUGGGAGAUAUUUCUGCCAAACAAUGUGGACGGUUCACCACCAAUUCCUCAUGGUUCUCGAGUGAAGAUUCGCAUGGAUACUCCCUCUGGCAUCAAGGACUCUAUUCCUGCUUGGAUCAAGUUCUCGAUACAGGCUCCGGGUGAAAUUCCAUAUAAUGGCAUAUACUAUGAUCCACCAGAAGAGGAAAAAUAUGUUUUUAAACAUCCACAGCCAAAAAGACCAAAGUCACUCAGAAUAUAUGAGUCACAUGUGGGAAUGAGUAGUCCGGAGCCAAAAAUUAACACAUAUGUCAGUUUUAGAGAUGAUGUUUUGCCUCGUAUUAAAAGGCUUGGCUAUAAUGCUGUCCAAAUUAUGGCCAUCCAGGAGCAUUCUUAUUAUGCUAGCUUUGGGUACCAUGUUACAAACUUUUUUGCACCUAGCAGCCGAUUUGGAACUCCAGAAGAACUUAAGUCUCUUGUAGAUAGGGCCCAUGAACUAGAUAUUCUUGUUCUGAUGGAUAUUGUACAUAGCCAUGCAUCAAAUAAUACAUUGGAUGGGCUGAACAUGUUUGAUGGGACUGACGGUCAUUACUUCCAUCCUGGAUCCCGGGGUCAUCACUGGAUGUGGGAUUCUCGCCUUUUUAACUAUGGAAGCUGGGAAGUACUGAGGUAUCUGCUCUCAAAUGCAAGAUGGUGGCUGGAAGAGUACAAGUUUGAUGGGUUUCGAUUUGAUGGUGUCACAUCAAUGAUGUACACUCAUCAUGGUUUGGGGGUAGGAUUUACUGGGAAUUACAAUGAAUAUUUUGGAUAUGCAACUGAUGUGGAUGCAGUGGUUUACCUGAUGCUGGCUAAUGAUGUCAUUCAUGGUCUCUACCCAGAGGCUGUUACAAUUGGUGAAGAUGUCAGUGGAAUGCCCACAUUCUGCCUUCCUACACAAGAUGGUGGAGUUGGCUUUGAUUAUCGCCUGCACAUGGCCAUUGCAGACAAGUGGAUUGCGAUGCUCAAGAAGCCAGACGAAUACUGGAAAAUGGGUGAUAUAGUUCACACACUCACCAACAGAAGGUGGCUGGAAAAAUGUGUGGCAUAUGCUGAAAGUCAUGACCAAGCCUUGGUCGGUGACAAGACAAUUGCAUUUUGGUUGAUGGACAAGGAUAUGUAUGACUUCAUGGCAUUAGACAGACCUUCUACUCCUCUCAUAGAUCGUGGAAUAGCAUUACACAAGAUGAUUAGGCUUAUUACCAUGGGCCUUGGUGGUGAAGGAUAUUUAAAUUUUAUGGGAAAUGAAUUUGGCCAUCCAGAGUGGAUUGAUUUUCCAAGGGAUGGGAACAAUUACAGUUAUGAUAAAUGCAGGCGUCUUUUUAACCUGGGGGAUGCAGACUAUCUACGAUAUCGUGGGAUGCAAGAAUUUGAUCAGGCCAUGCAGCAUCUAGAAGAAAGAUAUAAUUUCAUGGUUUCUGAGCACCAAUAUAUAUCACGUCAGAAUGAGGGAGAUAGGGUGAUAGUCUUUGAAAGGGGAGACCUCGUUUUUGUCUUCAAUUUUCAUUGGACCAACAGCUAUUCAGAUUAUAGAGUGGGCUGCUUAAAGCCGGGGAAAUACAAGAUUGUCUUGGAUUCAGACGAUUCAUUGUUUGGAGGGUUCAAUAGGCUCGAUCAUUCUGCUGAGUUCUUCUCUUCUGAAGGGUGGUACGAUGACCGGCCUCGUUCGUUUCUAGUGUAUGCACCUUCUAGAACAGUAGCGGUAUAUGCCCUUGCGAAUGAAGUUGAACAACCACCUGAACCAGAAUCAAUGUGAAGCAAGAUGUAACCUGCUGCUUCCCUGGAUACGCAGGCAAUGGCAAGGGCAUAAUUGCAUGAUAGAUGCAGUCAACUAAUAACUCGAGGUCAUCUAGCCAGCCAACAAAAUUUAUGGUGAUUUGACCCCGACGGAAAAUAUGAAAAAGCUGAAAUGAUGCAAAAAAAAAAAAAAAAAAAAGCUAGUUAUUAUUUAUAGCACUUCAUGUUUUUGUAUUAAGAUUUGGCCUGGGUAGUGGUAAGUGGCAUGGGCAUUUGAGGGGAUGCAAAGCUAGGAAAGUACUGACGUUGGAUUCGGUGCCGCUUACAAAACUUUUGUAAGAGCAUCUACGUGUCGUCUUAGGGAUUGCCACUUGCAUUUGCGGAGUGUUGUACAUGGUUUCUUGACAUUUGAUAGUUUUGUCGUUCAAGACCAGCAGUGCAUAAUGUGCUAUUGAGGCGAAAAAGAUGUAUAGGUGCAAGCGACAAGUAGAUGCUUGCUUGACCUUCAUUUUAUGACCUGCUCAUACUUGAUUGUGAUCCAGCUCAAACCCAGAGAGCUUUAUUACUAAACAAGUAUUAAUAAAUAAGACUCGGAUCCCACGUGAUAAUUCCGUGGAGAAAAAGGAGAAGUGAUCCGCUCUCAA
Prosopis cineraria is the source of this 3373-nucleotide messenger RNA. Its product is annotated as 1,4-alpha-glucan-branching enzyme 1, chloroplastic/amyloplastic-like. Bases 190 to 2748 code for a protein of 852 amino acids. Gene Ontology annotation, molecular function: cation binding; 1,4-alpha-glucan branching enzyme activity; hydrolase activity, hydrolyzing O-glycosyl compounds. Gene Ontology annotation, cellular component: cytoplasm. The transcript is spliced from 22 exons. Gene Ontology annotation, biological process: glycogen biosynthetic process; starch metabolic process. The record is from RefSeq and is a predicted model, not a curated record. Lineage: Eukaryota; Viridiplantae; Streptophyta; Magnoliopsida; Fabales; Fabaceae.